Molecule: messenger RNA, 4756 nt
Organism: Manduca sexta (tobacco hornworm)
Lineage: Eukaryota; Metazoa; Arthropoda; Insecta; Lepidoptera; Sphingidae
Gene: Toll-6
Product: toll-like receptor 6
Biological process (GO): signal transduction
Molecular function (GO): protein binding
Source: RefSeq, a predicted model, not a curated record
UCGUAGCAGCGUCUGGGCACGGUCGCGCCACACGACGCUUCGAUCGGAAUUACGUACCGUGAAAAUACGCUUAUCACUAACGUGUUACGAAAACAAACUUACGAACAUUGUUAAAAAUUACCAACAAACUGAUGAACAUUUUUAACAAAUAACACCAGUCAUUCUGUGUUCUCUGGACGUUCGGACGCGAUUGGACUGUUAAUGUGAUUAUUUUGUUUACGUUGCUGACUACGUUGUGUACAAUUCAAACGUGAACUGAAAUCAUUCAAUCAUGUGUAUAACCACAAUAAGGACUAUACGUUAAAUUGACACCGAAAUAGACUUUGUAAUUUGAUGGAUACUUCACAUCCGGCAAGGGGACGCAACACACGAACGCCGCCGGAAAAAACAUGACACUGAGCCUAUCGUGUCUUGUUUUCUUUCUUCCUUGAUAUUUGAUUUAACCCCAUCAUGGCUCUACGUCAAGUUUCUUCAAGACAGUUCUUCAACCAAAUCCUCUUUUGGUUUGUUAUUGGACUGAACGUCGCCGAUCAAAGUUCGCUGCCGCUGAAAUAUGAGGCCCCUGAUGAUUGCCAAUGGUGGCUUAAGGGCCCUAAUGAUGCCCACGAAGUUUCCCUCACGUGUAAACUUCGAACAAUAAACAGUGAGUUCGACACGACUAAUUUUAGUGUCAUACCAUCGGAGCACACGACAUCGCUCAGAAUAGAGUGCAAUGAAGAAAUGAUGUACAAGAGUUCACUAGAUGACCGGAGUUUCGCGCAUUUAGUUAAACUACGUGAACUGGUUUUGGAUAACUGUAAAAUUGGACGAUGGCCGCCUGGUGUACUCUCUGGUUUGAGGGACCUCCGAAACUUAACGAUUCGAACGAAAAACACGGAGUGGGCCGCAAUGAGUUUAGAGAUAGCAUCAGAAAGCUUUACGGCAGUCCGACAGUUGGAAAAGUUAGACCUCAGUUUUAAUAACAUUUGGUCGUUUCCCGAGAACUUGUUUUGCCCGUUGACCAAUUUGGUUUAUUUAAACGUGUCAUCAAAUCGACUUCAAGAUGUGAGUGAUCUCGGCUUCAGAGAAAGAGCAAUGCAUCAAGCUCUAAUAAGUGAACAAGACGGACCGCCCCCAUCAGUGUCGUCUCUCGCACAUGCAACAUGCUCUUUAGAUAUUGAGGUAUUAGAUGCUUCAAGCAACCACUUUGUUUUAAUGCCAGAGAACGGCUUUAUGGCUCUAAAAAGAUUAAAAGAACUACACAUUCACGACAACGAAAUAUCUAUGGUGGCCGACAAAGCGUUAGCCGGUUUGAAACAACUUCAGAUAAUAGAUCUAUCGAACAAUAAAAUCGUCGCUCUUCCCCAAGAUCUAUUCAAAGAUUGUAGACCGGUAAUAAAAGAAAUAUACUUACAAAACAAUUCUAUCAGUGUUCUUUCACCAAGUCUUUUCGCUAACUUAGAUCAGCUGUUAGCGUUGGAUUUAUCUAAUAACCAUCUAACAAGUACGUGGAUAAAUGAAAACACUUUCACUGGACUCAUAAGAAUGGUUUUGUUAAAUUUAUCGAACAAUAGAUUAACGAAACUCGAUCCGAAAAUCUUUAAAGACUUGUAUACUUUGCAAAUAUUAAACGUUCAGCACAAUAUGCUAGAGAGUAUUGCCGCUGAUACGUUCGCACCUAUGAACAAUCUGCACACGCUGAUAUUGUCAUACAACAAGAUUUCACACCUCGACGCUUAUGCACUGAACGGCCUGUACGUGUUGUCUCUCCUAUCUGUAGACAACAACCACCUCGAAGACGUACACCCUGAAGCGUUCAGAAAUACAUCUUCACUACAAGAUUUGAAUUUAAACGGAAAUCGUUUGAAGAAAGUGCCCAUUGCGCUCAGAAAUAUGCGAUUACUAAGAACACUAGACCUCGGGGAAAAUCACAUAACAUCACUGGAGGAGCCCGGCUUUGUUGGUUUGCACAACGUGUAUGGUUUACGUCUUAUUGGAAAUAAAAUUGAAAAUAUAAGCAAAGAAGUAUUUUCGGAUUUACCAUCGCUGCAAAUAUUGAAUUUAGCACGCAAUAAACUGAAACACAUCGAUAUGAACGCGUUUGAAACACUAUCAAACCUUCAAGCCAUUAGACUGGAUGCGAACCAACUAACAGAAAUACAGGGCUUGUUUGUAAAUAUCCCGUCUUUGUUGUGGUUGAACGUGUCAGAUAACCAAAUAGAAUGGUUUGAUUACACCGUUAUCCCUCCGGCGCUACAAUGGUUAGAUCUUCACAACAACAACAUCAAAGAAUUAGGGAAUAACUACCGUAUGGACAAGGAGCUUCGAUUACAAACGCUCGACGCAAGUUUCAACAAAAUGACAAAAAUAUCAGCAUAUUCCAUUCCGAGCAGCGUGGAGUUACUUUUCUUGAAUGAUAAUCAAAUUACACAAGUUGAAGCCCAAACUUUUGUUGGAAAAACCAAUUUAACGAGAGUCGAUUUGUAUGCAAAUCAGAUAACUAGUAUGGAUCUCAAUGCGCUUCGCCUCACUCCAGUCGAUCCGGGACGACCACUGCCCGAAUUUUAUAUCGGCGGGAACCCGUUCCAGUGUGACUGUACUAUGGAAUGGUUACAGCGGAUUAACAAACUCGAUCAUCUCCGGCAGCAUCCUCGCGUAAUGGAUCUAGAGAGCAUUUACUGCAAGUUAUUAUACAAUCGUGAAAGGACUUAUAUUCCGCUUAUCGAAGCGGAAUCUUCACAGUUUUUGUGUACAUAUAAGACACACUGUUUCGCUCUGUGCCACUGUUGUGAUUUUGACGCUUGUGAUUGUGAAAUGACAUGCCCAUCAAACUGUACGUGUUAUCAUGACCAACCGUGGUCAGCUAAUAUAGUGGACUGUUCCGCGGCCGGGUAUUCCGAAAUACCUAACAGUAUUCCAAUGGACGCUACUGAACUGUAUUUGGACGGUAAUAACUUUGGUGGGCUAACGAGCCACGCUUUUAUUGGACGUAAAAAUUUAAAAAUAUUGUACGCGAAUAACUCUAAUAUUGACGCUUUGUAUAAUAAUACUUUUAGUGGACUAAAACGUUUAACAAUUUUACAUUUGGAGAAGAAUAAUAUUAAAGAAUUGCUUGGCUUCGAAUUAUCACCUUUAGAAAAUUUGCGUGAAUUGCAUCUACAAGAUAAUAAAAUCCAUUACAUCGAUAACAGAACUUUCAUGGAAUUGAGACAUUUAGAAGUUCUGCGAUUGGAAGGCAAUAACAUAUACGGCUUUGCGGUUUGGCAAUUCACUAUGAACUCGUAUUUAGUUGCGAUUAGUCUCUCGAGAAAUCCCUGGUCGUGCGAUUGCCAAUACCUGCACAAAUUUAGAAAUUGGUUCAAAAACAACCUGGGCAAAGUUGAAGACGCCAAUAAAAUCACAUGUGUUUUCGAUAACGUUACAAACGCUGUGGGACCCCUAAUGGCCGAUUUUAACUCUACAAUUUGCACCAGUCACGUCGGUGGGAGCUCAUCUAUAAUCGAGAAUCAAGUUAUAAAUGAUUACCUGCCGCUAUUAUUGAUAUCCCUAUGCGUGUUCGUCGUGAGUUCGGUCCUAAUUUGCGGCUUGUUUUACUGGCGGCGAGAGCUCCGAGUAUGGGUUUAUUAUCAUUGCGGAUUUAGAAUGUGCUACAAAAGCACAACUUUCGACGAUGAAGCCGACAAGGAUCGUUUAUUCGACGCCUACAUUAGUUACAGCGUGAAAGAUGAAGCAUUCGUGGCUCAGAUGUUGGCGCCCGGGUUAGAAUCAACCGACCCGAGUUUCCGACUCUGUCUACAUUACCGCGAUUUCAACGCCUCGGCGUACGUGGCCGAUACGAUAAUAGAGGCCGUCGAGUCAUCAAAGCGAACCAUCAUAGUGCUAUCAAAGAAUUUCAUCAACAACGAAUGGUGCCGUUUCGAAUUUAAGACGGCACUCCACGAAGUACUGAAAGAGAGACGAAGAAGACUGAUAAUAAUAUUAUUAGGCGAGAUUCCGAAUAGAGACAUAGAUCCGGAGCUGAGGUUGUGCUUGAAGGCGAACACGUGUAUAGAGUGGGGAGAUAGACAAUUUUGGCAAAAAUUGAGGUUCGCCAUGCCGGACUUGCGGAAGUGUCAGUAUCACCGUUCGACAGUGAAUAUUUACGCUUCUGUGUCGCCGAUGGGGGCCGGGCGGGCGCCGGCGCCGCCCCCUCCCCCGCCACCUGGCAAGCUCCCCCCUCUGCUGGGCGACGCGCUGCCGCUGCCGGCCGGCGUGCACGCGCGCGACCCGCACACGCACCGCAUGCCGCCGCAAGCGCAGCUCUGGGCGUAGCGUAUGCUCCAACGCAGGUAAACAGAUGCUGACAUUACUUGCAACGCUUAAGCGUAUUAGUCCAGUAAAAUCGUGAUAAUUAAUAUAAGAUUCCGUAUUAUAUUUAUUGUUAUUGUAAAAGUCAUUUCAAUUGCAUUUAUUUUGUAUAGAUGGCUAGUGUUUUAUUUAAGUUUAAGGAUUAACGUCCUGUUUUCUGCGAUAAUAAUUUAUAAAUGAUUAUGAGAAUGUUGUAAAUAUCAUAAAAUACUUAUAAUUUAAAUCAAUACACUGAUGCUCCAUUAAUAAUAUGAAUUAAUAUAAACUAUAUAAUGCCAAAGUUUAAAACUAUGAUGUACAGUGCAUUUAAUAUUAUAUUAGACUUUAUUUGAAGGAUUGUAAAUUUUAUGAUUUUUGUAUAUACAUGUACAUAAUAACAUUAUCGACAAAAUAUUAAUGAAAGAAAAAUGAAAUACACACUUUUCGAGAU